GCGAGAAGCUGCCUGGACGGCUUUGAGACAUUCACCACCACGCGUGCCUGAUCAUGCCCCCGUGCGCUCCUUGCUGAUGAAUACUCUACACAUGACUCCGCGCUCUGCCUUGCCUUCAUUUCUCCAUUCAUAAGUACCUCGCCAUCCUCUGUGACGACAUUCUUCCCCGACCCAGAGCCCCACUCCUCACUGUUCGCAUCUCGCGACCUCACAAUGGCCGCGCUCAAGUUUGCACCGUGGCAGAGCGACGUCGAUGUGCAGUUUUAUGCCGCCCUCGCGCAUAUAAAGAUCAACCAUGACAGACUGGACGACUCAGCGCGCAAGGUGCUCGGCCUGUACGAGGUGCGGCCGGGCGACCACCCGUCGCGAUCUAUGCGCAUCCAGAUACACCCAAAUGCGCUGACAUCGGACGACACUCCGCCAAACUACUGCCGCGCGGAAGGCAUCAUCAAGAACUGCAACACCAUCGAAGACUACAAGAACCUCGACCGCACCGCUGUGCUCGAGAGGUGCGCGCAAACCAUAUGGGAAGCUAUCCACGACGGCUCCAUAUACGAGUGUCCCUCCCUUCUCUCCGCCUUCACUGUCAUAACUUUCGCCAAUUUGAAGAAGUACAAAUUCACAUACCACUUCGGCUUCCCUGCGAUCCAGUCAGACCCACAAUGGAAGCAAGUGGGGGACGUCGGCCACCUGAAUCCAAAGGAGACGACACAGCUGGUGGACGCAGUGCAGACGUGGAAAUACAGCGCCGAUGCGCGGCAGCGUGGCUUCUUUCUGGCCAAGCGCGUUCGCCCUGGCGCGGAUGGAGACGAGCGGCCCAAGACUCCCGUUACGCCCAUUGACGAGAUCGGAUACAAGUGGGUGAUUGGCAAGCUGGAGUCUCAAGAGAAGGGCUUCUUCGACAGCAUUGCCAAGGAGGAUUGUUUUGUGUGUUUUGCGGACCCUUCUACCUAUCCGGAGAAUCCCGGGUGGAUGCUAAGGAACCUGCUCAUCCUCAUCCGGCACCGAUGGCAUUUGAACGAAACGCAAAUCCUCUGCUACCGCGACACACACCUCCGACGAGACCAGUCAAACUCUUUGAUCCUGCAACUCCACUCGGAACCAGCUCCUGAAUCGCAAACAGCGGCCUUGGGAGAAACGAGCUCUCGGCCUCGGACUCCCAAGCUGCCCAAAGUGACUGGCUGGGAGCGCACAGAGACUGGUAAGCUAACGUCACGCAGCGUCGACCUUUCAGAGUACAUGGACGAGCGGAAACUCGCCGAUCAAGCCGUGGAUCUCAACCUCAAACUCAUCAAAUGGCGUAUAGCACCGAACAUCGACCUUGAUGUAGUGAAAAACUGCAAAUGUCUGUUGCUCGGUGCAGGAACCCUUGGGGCGUACGUCUCCAGAAUGUUAAUGGGAUGGGGCGUCAGAAAGAUUACCUUCAUCGACAAUGCAACCGUCAGCUUCUCGAAUCCUGUGAGGCAGCCGUUGUUCGAUUUCAAAGACUGUCUUCAGGGAGGCGCCAGAAAAGCUGAGCGCGCCGCUGAGGCAUUAGAGGAGAUCUAUCCAGGCGUCGAAUCAGAGGGCCAUGUAAUGGAGGUCCCGAUGGCGGGCCAUCCAAUCACAGAUGGCGCGCAGACCAAGAGGGAUUUCGACAAGCUGAAGAAGUUGAUUGACGAGCACGAUGCAAUAUUCUUGCUCUUGGACUCACGCGAAAGCCGAUGGCUACCCACCGUCAUGGGAAAGGCGGCAGGAAAGAUUGUCCUGAACGCCGCUCUCGGCUUCGAUACUUACGUGGUCAUGCGGCACGGUCUGAAAGCGACGGCCGAGGGAGAAGAAGAGCUAGGCUGCUAUUUCUGCAAUGACGUUGUGGCACCGGCAGAUUCUCUCAGCAACGCGACCCUUGAUCAACAAUGCACCGUCACGCGCCCUGGCAUCGCGCCUCUCGCUUCCAGCUUGCUCGUCGAGCUUUUGGUUAGCAUUCUGCAACAUCCUUCGAAAUCCCGUGCACCUGUAGACGCAUCGAAGAACCCGAAAGUUUCCUCUCCCUCGUCAUCACAUCCGUCAUUACCUGCGCCUUUCGUUCACCCCCUAGGAACUGUCCCGCACACUAUUCGGGGCUAUCUUAACAGCUUCAGCAAUAUCCAAGUCACGGGAAAACCAUACGAUUGCUGCUCAGCAUGUAGCGAAAAGGUGCUCGCACUUUAUCAAGAAGAUCCUUGGGACUUUGUUCAACGAGCCUUGAACGAAAAAGGAUGGGUUGAGGAAAUGUCGGGACUGGCGGAGGUGCAGAAGAGGGCGGAUGAAGCAGCUGGGGAGGUGGAUUGGGAAUCAGAGGGGGAGGCGGAAGAUGAGGGUGAGGGAGAGUUGAUCUAAAGAGUGGACGGCUGAUGGCACGUGGAUGGAUACUUGGCCCUCCAAAGCUGGCGAGCUAAGAGGGACGUUGGGGCGUUAGCAUUUAUGAGUGCAACGGCGUUUGGAUAGGGCUCGGGCGUGGCAAGGUAUCGGGCGUGAUUUCAUCCCUCUACUAUGUCGGUCUGAAUCUGGACCUAUCUCGUGUGUUUGGCGCAGGACCGGAUUUGGAAACGUCUAGCUCACGCUAGUUUCAUUGCUUGAAACAUUCAUCUCCUCUUCU
Trematosphaeria pertusa is the source of this 2617-nucleotide messenger RNA. Its product is annotated as autophagy-related protein 7. Gene Ontology annotation, biological process: autophagy of mitochondrion; C-terminal protein lipidation; autophagosome assembly. The transcript has 4 exons. Lineage: Eukaryota; Fungi; Ascomycota; Dothideomycetes; Pleosporales; Trematosphaeriaceae. Bases 214 to 2358 code for a protein of 714 amino acids. Gene Ontology annotation, molecular function: Atg8 activating enzyme activity; Atg12 activating enzyme activity. The record is from RefSeq and is a predicted model, not a curated record. Gene Ontology annotation, cellular component: cytoplasm; phagophore assembly site.